GACAGCGACCUGAAACAGUACCUAGAUAACUGUGGGAAUCUGAUGAGCAUGUACAAUGUGAAGAUUUUCAUGUUCCAGCUGCUUCGUGGUUUGUCCUACUGCCAUCAGCAUAAGAUCCUACACAGAGAUCUCAAGCCACAGAAUCUGCUUAUUAAUGGAAAAGGAGAACUAAAACUUGCCGACUUUGGUCUAGCCAGAGCCAAGUCUGUCCCAACAAAGACAUAUUCCAAUGAAGUGGUCACAUUAUGGUACCGACCUCCUGAUGUCCUACUAGGAUCUACAGAAUAUUCCACUCCCAUAGACAUGUGGGGCGUGGGUUGCAUACACUAUGAAAUGGUCACAGGACGUCCAAUGUUCCCAGGAUCCACUGUGAAAGAAGAACUUAAUUUAAUAUUCAGAAUGUUGGGAACUCCUACAGAAGAAUCUUGGCCAGGCAUCACAUCCAAUGAGGAGUUCAAAGCUUACCAAUUCACACAAUAUCGAGCCCAACCCUUGAUCAAUCAUGCACCCAGGCUGGACACAGAAGGAAUUGAUCUUUUGACAAACUUUCUCCUGUAUGAAGCCAAACAACGUAUUUCUGCUGAAUCAGCUCUGCGACAUCCCUACUUUAUGAUCUUAGAUGAACGAGUCCACCUCCUUCCUGAGACUGCCUCCAUCUUUUCUUUGAAGGAAAUUCAACUUCAAAAGGACCCUGGCUGCCGAGGCUCAAGUUUCCAGCAUGUUGCUCGAGGAAAGAAUAGGCGGCAAAGCAUAUUUUAAGCCUCUUUGUUCAUUCAUCCAAACACUGAGAAGAUGGAAGCACUGAGAAGAGAGAGGACCACUGGAUCCCAGAUAGUCCAUCCCAGAAAAAUAAGGGGUGGCAUCUACUGUAUAAGAGCUGUCUUGCAAUCUCAGGCAUGCAGUGUAGCUGUUUCUCAAAAUCCCACCUCUUUCUCCAGUGAGAAAGGAAAAGAGAGACAUUGUAAAGCCUUGACAAGCUCCCAUUCUUCAUACAGCAAUUGGAAUAUACCACCUGGGCAAGAAUCUGAAUCAGAUGGUGAGUGGCCUCUGAAACAGUGAGGCUGCUGUUCUACAUGGAAGCAAUCCAGUCGUGGAAUCCACAUCAGCUUUGCUUCUCCAAUGUCUUAUCAUAACCAAUGUUUUGAAUUCCAUUAUUUUCCACAUCAUGAGAUGAUUUCUAUGAUGUCUUUCGGAUAUGAUCAGUAUGAAGCAACAGUGGAAAGCACUGGUUUUUAUGCAAAUCCCUCUCCCUCUGCCUUUGCACUGAAAAAAAGAAACAUGAAGGUUUAACAAGGGCAACUACAAUAACAAUUUAAAAAUCAGUUUUCUUUGAGUUACCUUUGCUAUAUUUUUUUUUAAAGAAAUGUUCUGAAUUCUAAAAGGUAACAACAUUCAGGAGAAAGGAUGGCAUAAGGAAGGAAUGUGUGUUGAUAGAUUUUCUUAGGCCCUUAUUAUUUAGACAUAGCAAAGCAUAUACUAAGUUUAAGUUUACUCACAAGUUUUCAACUAGCAGACCCUGACUUAAAUCAGUCAUGUUCUCUAGAUAUGUUUCCAGAAGCCAGGUACAUAUGAAAAUUGUAUUUCAGCAUAGGUAGUGAGCAUCAGUUUGAAAGAAGCAUAUACAAAAGCUGAAAUCAAUUCAUAAAAAAGAUUAGACAGUACUUGAAUCUUUAACUAGGUUGACUCUAAAACUGAAAAAAAAACCUUGAUUUUUUUUUUGCCCUUUAUAUUUCUGUAUUCCUGUACUGAAUCGUCUCAGUAUGGUUGCUAUAUGAAGAUACAGAUGUUCUUUAUUAUUUGUUCCUGUCACUACAGAAACAUGCUUUAAAGUUACAAAGCAUCCUUGGUAAACUUGCCAUGUCCUUUGUGACCCUAGUGCAAACAAAAAAUUCUACACUCCUAUGUGCAUUUAUGCUUUUCUCAAUAUUAUUAUGCUAGCAAACCUAUUCCCUAGUAAGUAUGUGUAGCACUUCAGAUGAAUCCCCUUAAAUCUAUGGGAAGUAAGGGCUGCUGAUCUAUUUUUAUUCCUGAGGUCAGCCAAUUCACUAGAGGGAUGGUAGAACUGGAAUGAAAAAGCUUGAAACCAAUUUCUCCUACCACUCAAAAGAUGUUAUGCAACUGUUCCACUUUCUUAAUGAAUGUUAUAUGUUAAAACAAAAGUUGUAAGAAAUGAUGGGAAAGGAUGUGAUACAAGGACAUUAAUUUUUGGUCAAACACAUGCAAAAACCUAAGUUAUAAGUGAAGAUGCAAAGUGAAUGUGCAAUAAAACCUAACUAGAAACAUU
Messenger RNA from Thamnophis sirtalis, 2284 nucleotides. NCBI's taxonomy places the organism in Eukaryota, Metazoa, Chordata, Lepidosauria, Squamata, Natricidae. The record is from RefSeq and is a predicted model, not a curated record.